Messenger RNA from Dreissena polymorpha, 1140 nucleotides. RefSeq lists its product as uncharacterized. NCBI's taxonomy places the organism in Eukaryota, Metazoa, Mollusca, Bivalvia, Myida, Dreissenidae. The record is from RefSeq and is a predicted model, not a curated record. The transcript has 2 exons. Bases 228 to 773 code for a protein of 181 amino acids.
CAAUUAUCACGUUCAGUGACAAACAAACUCAGGCCAGUGUGAUAUCACAGUCUGUAUUCAAGACAACUCAUAUCUGCCAGUGUGACAUUGAAUUCUGCACUGUAUAUUGUAUAUAUAAAAUACUAUUUGCCAACAAUCAGUAUUGAACAGAGGAAUUAUAGAAAGGGGUUAUGCAGUUCUGAUGUAGAGCCAAUGAGCUAAAGCAGAGUGUAUGUUAUCCCAUAAGGAUGUCCCCGAUAUUGCCACUGCUGUUGCUGAGUCUAUACCUCACAUUGGGGACAACUCUAGCCCAGGACGAUGAGGAGCCCCUGCUCAGAGUGCUGCCCCCUGCUAUAGCUGUGACCCCUGGGGAGGAGGUCAGCCUCGUCUGCUCACACUACCCAGAGGACCUGGAGGCUGACCUAGAGCUGCAGUGGUACCUCCCCAACAGCGAGGAGCCCAUAUCUGCCCAGGAAUUCAAUGAGACCACAGUCAACACCACGCAGGAUGACAUUCUGCGAUUCAGCAGCGAGAACGGGACUCUGACAAUUACCAAUGCGAGUUUAUCAGAUUCUGGUACGUACGUCUGCAGGAACGUCGACCGUACAUUGGAGGUGGAGGCAGAGGUGAAGGUGUAUGUGAUGCCCUCCUAUGUGACAGAGAUCAUGGUGGUACUUGCCAUCAACGCUGUGCUGGUACUUGUGUUCCUGGGCUGCUACUUCUGGUCCAUCAUAAAUGACAGAAGGUACAAGAAACAACAGCAGGCAAGAGAAAAACUGGGCCAUAAACGCUAGAGUAAGAUGUGACAGUGCUCUUUCUUAAAAUAUAGGCUCAAUCUAAAGCUGAUAUCAUCACACUCUGAAUACCACACGACAAUAUGAAAUAGAAAUGAAGUGACUUUUGUUAAAAGUCAAAGUGACUAAAGCAAUGUAAAUUCAUAAGUGAGUCUGCUAGAAAUAUUAAAGUUCAUGUUUUUCAUAUCCUUUCUAUGGAUAUGUUAAUCAGGCAAAUCAUCUCGUCAACAGUAUCUUUAUGUGCAUUGUUCGUUUUAAAUAUCAGUGAAAUGGACGAACUCAGUUUUAAUAUAUAUUAUGAUAUAUAAAUAGAUUUCCUUGAUCUACAAAGCCACUAUGGUUAAGUUUCAAUAAUAUGCUAAAAAUA